Messenger RNA from Beauveria bassiana ARSEF 2860, 1704 nucleotides. RefSeq names its product cellobiose dehydrogenase. The record is from RefSeq and is a predicted model, not a curated record. The transcript has 2 exons. Lineage: Eukaryota; Fungi; Ascomycota; Sordariomycetes; Hypocreales; Cordycipitaceae. Gene Ontology annotation, molecular function: oxidoreductase activity, acting on CH-OH group of donors; flavin adenine dinucleotide binding. Bases 1 to 1704 code for a protein of 567 amino acids.
AUGAAAUUUCUCCAUGCUAUUUUUCUGACGGCGCUAGCUAGCGCCUGCCCAACUCCAAAGGACUGGACUGUGCGAAAAUGGGAUGCCAUCAUCGUCGGUGCUGGUACCGCGGGUAUCAUUGUUGCCGAUCGCCUCAGUGAGGCCGGCCUCCAAACUCUGCUUCUUGAGCAGGGAGGAGCAUCCUACGGCAUCACUGGCGGAACUGAGCGUCCGUCUUGGCUGGGUGGCACAGACCUGAGCCGAGUUGACGUUCCUGGGUUGUACUCGACUAUAUUCGGCACACCAAACUCUAGCUUGCUUUGCAAGGCCGAUGCCGUACGAGCCUUUCAAGCCUGUACAAUCGGGGGUAACAGCGCAAUCAAUGCUGGUCUAUACUUUCAGCCGCCGUCGUCGGACUGGGACGACUACCACCCGGCAGGGUGGCAUGCCGCCGACGUGCAAGACGCUACGGGGCUGCUUUUGCAGAGACAACCUGCCGUUACAAACUAUUCCUCCGACGGCAGGACAUAUGUGGAAGACAUUUACGAUGCGGCAAAGAAUUGGCUUGUUGACGGCGCCGGAUACGCAGACGUCUCCUUUGCGGACCAACCCGACCGCAAGGACAAGGCCUACGGCCGCCCCGUCUACAAUUACAUUGACGGACAAAGAGGCGGUCCUGCGAGGACGUAUUUGCAAAGCGCUCUCUCGCGGCCAAACUUUCAUCUCUCGACCGGGGUCAAGGUCAGCCACAUCAACCACAACGUCGGAAAAGCUUCCGGUGUCGAGAUUGACCUUGGCAACGGCACAACAAGAUCCAUUUCCCUUGCGCCAGGUGGCCGCGUCGUGCUCAGCGCGGGCGCGCUCCAAUCGCCACAACUUCUGAUGCACUCUGGAAUCGGGCCUCGCGACGUUCUCCAGACACUGUCCGACAGCUCCUUUGGCGCCUACACCAACUCGUCGUCCUGGGUCGUGCAGCCGUCGGUGGGCGAGGGCCUCUUUGACAACCCAAACACCUUUAUCCAGCUCUCGUCCCCGGCCAUCCGGUCCUUCAACUACCAAUACGACAACCUCGACGCCGAGGACAAGGACCUGUACCUCGACGCGAGGAGCGGCCGCUACUCAUUUGCGUCGCAGGCGGCCGCGUUUUGGACGUACGUGCCGCACGAGGACGGCACGCGCUCCGGCGUCCAAGGCACCAUUAGCUCCUCGGGCUACGCACAGUACACGGACAACCACACCGUCACGCUCAACGUCUACGGCACCUCUGGUCUCCUUUCCACCGGACGCGUCCAGCUCUCAUCCUCCGCCGACGGCAAGUUUGUCGCUGGCGCCAGCGCCGACACGUACUACUCCAACCCGCGCGACGCACGCGCCAUUGCCACGUUUGUGCAUGACAUUUUCCAGGCUCUGCCGCCCUCGACGCCCGAUGCUCCCGCCGCAGAUGGCUUGACACCGCUUAACAUUGCGCGCGACGCCACCGUGGACGAGAUUGAAACGUACAUUACGACGCCGUCAGACUAUGCGCGCGGACAGGUCAACCACUGGUCCAGCUCCUGCCGCAUCGGUAGCUGCGUGGAUGCAGACACAAAGGUUAUCGGAACGGACAAUAUUCAUGUGGUUGAUGCGUCGAUACUGUCGCCAAUGACGGUCAAUCCGCAGUUUGCCGUCAUGGUUGCGGGUGAAAAGGGAGCGGAGAGGAUUCUGGCUCUUAACUCUCGGGAAUAA